Molecule: messenger RNA, 3825 nt
Organism: Syngnathus acus (greater pipefish)
Lineage: Eukaryota; Metazoa; Chordata; Actinopteri; Syngnathiformes; Syngnathidae
Product: amyloid-beta A4 precursor protein-binding family A member 1-like
Exons: 13
Coding region: 185-3415 (1076 amino acids)
Biological process (GO): chemical synaptic transmission
Cellular component (GO): plasma membrane; cytoplasm; dendritic spine
Molecular function (GO): amyloid-beta binding; protein binding
Source: RefSeq, a predicted model, not a curated record
UUAGCCCGACAACUUGUCGUCGUCUGGAGGGGCGAACCGAACCGCAGCAAGCCGACCGAGCGAGCUGGCACCGGGGGGAGGAGGUGGCAAGGAUGCAUCCGGCCUCUCCUCCACUGAAACGCAGGGUUUCCGUGUAAGUGAAAGGACUAUGUUUUAAAAAUUGGAGUCAAAUCACCCCAGUAAAAUGAGCCAGAAAUAUCCGGAGGAGGGAAGUGGAGAGAUGGAUGAGGAAUGCCCUGGAGCUUCAGUUUCUCAGAGGACCAGGCAGAAUAAUGUUUCAGAGCCUGGGGAACCUCCAUUACGUCGACCCUGGAGGCCAUGUCAAAUGCUCAGUCCAGAUGGAGAGUUGAAUCCACAUGACCAUCAUCAUCACCAUCACCAUCUUCAACCUCCUCAUCAUCACCACGCACCUGCAGGCCGUGGUGGUCCACAACGGCAUCGCCGGCGUCCACCAUCACUACAAGGUCAAGGGCAAAGUCAGGCUAAUUUUUCUGGCUCUUUCCCAGAGGCUGUUCCCACCUAUGAAUGUCAAAAUACCGAACCGCGUCCUGUCCACCAGCUUCGGCCCGCUGUCACCCGUUACCGCCGUCGUGGUGACCCAAAUCCGAGACUCAAAGGUCAAAGACAGAGACCAUUAAUGAAGGAGAUGCAGGAAUCGUUAACCGUUUCAGACCACAGAGAAGGUCAUACAGAAAUGACACUUCAGAAAAACAUGGCAGAUGGUCUUUCUAAGGAAGAAUUACAGGACAGAGGAUCUCCUCACCUGACUCCUGUUGCUGUGGUUACCCCAACCCACCUCUCACCAGGACCAGUACGUCCUGACCUCAAACAAGACCUCCAAGAAAGUGGUGUUGACUGUAAUAAAGAAGUGAAGGACAACGAUAAGCCAGGACCUUUGGAGAAUGGAUCAGAUCAGCACUCAAGCACGGAUCCCUCUAGCUGCGCCUACGACAACCUACAGGCGGUUCAAGAAGGAAGAGCGGUAUGUGUAGACAAAACGGUGGAAAAUCAGGAGGAAGAGAUGGAUGCGCAUGUUCUAGAUGUUGAAGCUCAGGGGAGUGAAAUCACUGAUCUCUGCUCAGACACAGAAAGUGCUGCCUCACUUAGUAACGACGGACCUCUUCACAGCCCGCCGCCGCUCCAGUCCCCAACUCCACCAUCAUCUCCCGAAACACCGCUUUUCCCACAACUGGACCACUUCAGUGAGGAAGCCAGUAUGAGUCCUCUGCCCGACAAUGACAUGCUGCCUGAAGAUGACGAUGAGUGCUCUGAAUCACCCUUGGAAUACUACCCCAAAACCUAUGCAGACUUUUAUACAGAGUCCCAUCAAAAGUCUUACGUGGAACCGGUUGAUAAUUCAGAGACAAAAUCCCAUCCCAAAUGCUUUCCAGAACCCUUUAAGACUUCCUAUUCUGAAGCACUCAAAGAACCUCGCAUGCAGUCUCAUCAGAAGUCGGAGCCGUAUGAGCCCCACCGUGAGCCAUUUACCAGCCAUAGACAGGAGAAUGUCCAAAAAGCCUCCCCUUCCAAGGGCUCCCAUCACGCACCAAGGCGAGGCAAAGAGCGAAGUUCCCACCCCUCUCAAGUGGACAGCUCUGUCGGCUGCCGGCUGCACCACUACGACGGUCAGUCUGAUGGAGAGGGGGGCAGCGCUACUCAAAGCCCCAUUCAGAAAACUAUUCGGCAAGCAGAUACACAGACAAAACACCCAUCAUCUGCGCUAAGCAGCUCAAGAGAUGAGGUUGGUCUCUCAGCUGAAGAAGGUACAAAGGUUUCAGGAGAUGCCAUCAGCCUGGUAAUAAAAGACAUUAGGGAGGCCAUUGAAGAGGUUAAGACCAAGACGAUCCGCUCCCCUUAUACACCUGACCAGCCUGUGGAACCCAUUUGGGUAAUGAGACAGGAGAUUAGCCCGACAGAGGAAGUUGACCCACUACAGAUGAUGGCAGGCCGUUCAGUGUCCAGGUCUCCAUCCCAGCAUGCCUCUAUGUCAGAUCAGGAGUCUGGCAGUCCGUUGAAUGUCGAGUCCUCAAGAGCAGGCCAUUCUCAACAAUAUCGUGAGGGCCAAGGCCACCUUUCACAUCAGAUGGAUGCUGCGGUGCAACCGCAUCCAUAUGUGCAGCCGCAGCAACAGCAUUACCAACAGAAUCAACAGCACCCAUCUCAGCAGCCACCUGUCCAAGAGUUUCGCAGAUCUCUUCCUCAAUUUCCCACAUUUGUGGAUGUCCCGGGACCGUGUGACCCCGAUGACCUUAUUGACGGCAUCAUCUUUGCCGCGACAUACCUGGGCUGCACGCACCUGCUGUCGGAGAGGACACCCACAAAGAGCGCCCGCAUGCAACAGGCACAAGAAGCCAUGAACAGAGUGCGGGCAGCUCAGAAGCAGGCAAAAAACAGGAAAAAAAGUCCUGACAGUGACACUCCAUGUACUGCUGAGGUGGAUCUUUUCAUGUCCACGCAAAGAAUCAAAGUCCUCAAUGCAGAUACUCAGGAGUCUUUAAUGGAUUUGCCGCUGAGGACCAUCUCCUACAUUGCCGACAUUGGCAACAUGGUGGUCCUGAUGGCCCGUGGGAAGAUGGUCCGGUCCCGCAGCGCGCAGGAAAACUUGGAGCACACAGCGGAACAAACCACCAUGUCCAAUGAUGACAGACGGCUCUACAGGAUGAUCUGUCAUGUCUUUGAGUCCGAAGAUGCCCAGCUUAUUGCUCAGUCAAUUGGACAGUCCUUCAGUGUGGCCUAUCAGGAGUUUCUCAGGGCCAACGGCAUCGACCCCGAGGAUCUGAGUCAGAGAGAGUACAGCGACCUACUCAACACUCAGGAUAUGUACAACGAUGACCUCAUACACUUCUCCAAGUCUGAGAACUGUAGAGAUGUUUACAUUGAGAAGCAGAAGGGGGAGAUUCUGGGUGUGGUGAUAGUGGAAUCGGGUUGGGGUUCCAUCCUCCCCACCGUCAUCAUUGCCAGUAUGAUGCACGCCGGCCCCGCAGAGAAAUCCGGUCGUCUCAACAUUGGCGACCAGAUCAUGACCAUCAACGGUACCAGUCUAGUGGGUUUACCACUCAGCACCUGCCAGAGCAUCAUCAAGGGGCUCAAGUCUCAGUGCAGGAUCAAGAUGAACAUUGUCCGGUGUCCACCCGUUACCAUGGUGCUCAUCCGGAGGCCGGACCUCAGAUAUCAACUGGGCUUUAGUGUCCAGAACGGCAUAAUCUGCAGCCUAAUGAGGGGUGGAAUCGCAGAGCGGGGCGGCGUGCGAGUUGGCCACCGCAUCAUUGAAAUCAACAGUCAAAGUGUUGUGGCGACACCUCACGAGAGGAUCGUUCAGAUCCUGUCAAACGCCAUGGGAGAGAUCCACAUGAAGACGAUGCCUGCAGCCAUGUACCGCCUGCUUACAGCACAGGAGCAACCUGUCUACAUCUGAACACGCCUUCAUCACGCCCCAUUUUCUGUCUGUUCAUCCAGCUUUCACUCCUUUAAGUAGCUUCCACCUCUUAGCAACCUGUUUGACAUCACGCUAAUUGCCUUAAUCUGUACAGUGCACAACAACAGACAUCAACAGAGGAACAAGUUUAUUUAUUAAUUUAUUUUUCAUUUGCGCCACGUGCUCCUGUGAUGUGGUACAGUAUGUCGGACCAAAGAUAAAUCGACGGUCUUAUUGUGCAUAUAUAGGAGGCAGACAAGAGUAAAUGUUAUUUUUGGUUGAAUAGCUGUAAUAUCUGAAUGUACACUACAUAAUGUUGGACCUUAAUAUUGUCAGGGCAACCCAAAUGUUAAACAAGUGAAGCAAAGCAUGUUCAUUUCUGCUAAAUAAACCGAAGGCAAUCACCAACA